GUUCGUCGGUAACAACUGAAAGGGCGAGCGAGGGUUGCAAUGUUCGCGAGGAUGCGUGCUGUAGUUCUGCUGGGGUUGGUGUAUCACGCAGCCUGUGGACCGGCCUUCGAAGGCAACCCUUUCCUGCAAGUUCUUGCACCGUCAAAGCCACCUCAACAAAAAGCGAACCAAACCGACCUCUACGUAAUUUUACCCUUCCGUGGUCAGCAACUUCAGCAGUCACCACCAGCGGUCGAACUUUCCACGGCACCUUCUCCUGCACCGGUUCCGAACCACGUGCAUUCUUUCGACUGCUCCAACCGAACAAGUUCCGUUCAUGUCCCACAAUCAUCGAAUUCGAACUCGAAUGUGAUUGGCGCGGCUCAAACAGUGGUAAAAACAAAUACCCCGGAACUGAACAGGAGGUGUUUGAAAUCCACUGGUCUAUUUCUGGGUACUUCUUGCGAUAAAUUUGUGAGCUGUUUGAAUGGUACAGCAACAGAGCAGAGCUGUCCCGAAGGGUUGAUGUUUAACGCAGAAGGACUGUACUGUGAUCGUGCCGAAAAUGUGCAGUGCGAUGGCCAAAAAUCGGCAGGGUCUACACAGUAUAUAGACGCACCAUCAAAACACCCUUCAAUAGGAUCGCCAAUUCAUGCUAGUAUCGUACAGUUUACUGCUGUACCACCUCAACAAGUUGCUCAAACUGGCCAACAACUAUUGCAACAUCAACAAUUACAACAACAGUUGCAGAACCAUCAACAUGUGUCUCAAAGCUCAGGAAAUGCGAAUUCAUUUGUUCAAUCGAAUAUAAUACCCGUCACGUCAACACAAAGUUCUCCAAUAGCUGCAACUUCAGCUAUUCACACAGCUCAAACACAAUUAUCUGGUGCCCAACAAAGCCAUAACCAGCAACAUCAGCAAAACCAACAGCAAUAUCAACAGCAUCAACAACAUCAACACCACUAUCAACAAGAGCAGCAACAACAACAUAAUCAUCAACAGCAGCAGCACCAACAACAGUACCAACAAAAUCAACAACAUAACCAACAGCAACAACACUAUCAACAGCAGCAUCAUCAACAACAGAGUCACCAGGAACAACAACAUCAACAACACUAUCAUCAACAGCAGAGUCACCAGGAGCAUUACCAACAACAGCACCACCAGCAGCAGCACUAUCAACAAGAGCAUCAACAACAAGAGAGUUACCAGCAGCAGCAACAGAAUCAUCAACAUCACUAUCAACAAGAGCAUCAGCAACAACAGAAUCAUCAACAGCAGCAGCAUCAACAGCAGCAUCAUCAACAAGGUCACCAGGAACAGCAACAGAAUCAACUACAUCUUUCUGGUACUCAACAUCAGCAAGUAUCUCAAGGUGCAGCAAAUCAAAAUACGUUUGUUCAAACUCCAGUAUCUAGUCAACAAAAUGUAUUAGCAGGAUUUCCCGCGAUAAAUGCUGCUUCAUCCCUUGAGACAAAUGAAAUAUCGGGGUCUGAAAGUGACAACAGGUGCGUGUCACUUAGGGGUCAAUUCCCAAGUAAUGCUUGCCACACCUUCCUGAACUGUUGGGGAGGAAUUGCCACUGAACAGACUUGUCCCAAUGGUUUGCUAUUUAGCAUGAAAGGGUACUGCGAUUAUCCUGAAAACGUGAACUGUGCUGGACGUUUAUUAGUAGCAUCCCAGCCAGUCAUUGCAGCCCCUAUUGAAAUAAAAUCACCACCACCACCGACACCUUCCCAAGUACCAUCGUUCGCACCUACGACGAAUCCCACAUUGGCAGCAGUACCUACAACUGUAUCUACACCAACGGCUGCACCGUUGCCUACAGUUAUUGCACCCCAGUUACGGAGCAAAUGCUUGAACGCUAGGGGUCAGUUCCCGAGCACAUCCUGCAACAAAUUCGUGAACUGUUGGGACGACAUCAUCCUGGAACAAGAGUGCCCGGAGGGAUUCUUGUUUUCCACCAAAGGAUACUGUGACUUUUCUCACAACGUUCAGUGUGGGGAUAGACCUGUUCAUUCCAGAGAUGUUUCAGGUGCCGAUACCAGUUCCAAGUCUGAGUGCCCUCUAGACAAUGGCACUUUCAGAGACAGGAAGAAAUGCAGUUCCUACUUCACUUGCACAGCCAACAAAGUUGUAGCCAGAUACGAGUGUCCAGAGGGUUUAAAUUACAAUGAUUAUCUUGGGGUUUGUGAUUUCUCUUAUAGAGUUGAUUGUUCCAAAGAUCCCUUGCUCAUUCCAGGAAGAAGCAAUUCGCAUACUGCCGCUCAGUUAAGAAGAGGAGAUGAAUGCCCAGCUGAUUUUGCAACAUACAGAGAUGCUAACAACUGCGGUGUGUACUAUACUUGUGUUUCAAGAACAAUAGUUGCUACAUACGAAUGCCCUGCUGGAUUCAAUUUUAAUGAUGAAAUUGGUAUUUGCGACUAUGCUGAAAGAGUGGACUGUACCAAAGCCCCAAAAAUAUUCCAAGUUCCAAAAAACGUCCUUCCUCAAGUGACAAAUGAUAUAAAGCAAAAGAUAGAUACUUGCACGCCUGGCACAAUGUUUUCCCUCAACCCACAAUGCACGGCUGUGUGUCUGUGCAGGAACGGUAUGGCUGAAAUCGUCCAGUGUCCUGCCGGUUUGGCGUACGACUCCAAGAUGGACAAGUGCAUUUUACCUCAUUUAGCUAAAUGUUGACUUGGUGAAUCGGAAGACUGAUAAACACAAUUAUUCUCCUCUUUUUCCUGUCCUACAGAAGCCCGCAACAUUUUGUUGCAAAACUCGACAUAUCGUACUCUAUUUAUUUAGCAAUUUAACGCUGACUAAGGUACAACCAAUGCUUGAAUCACUUGAACUUAUCUCGAUCUGGUAAAAUGUAUCCGUAUAGGUACCACAUCGACUUGAUUGUAAUAGUGUAUAUUGUUCACUUCAGUCUUGUGCCAGAUCUUGAUAAGAAAUAGGAAUCCUGUCUUGGCUUUGUUUUAGUCUGGCGGUUUAAACAUUCUUCGUGUAUAUUUCUUUAUCAGUUUCGCUUUUUAUCAGGGGAAUGGUGAUGGUAUUUAUUCUUGAUUUAUGUUUCUGCUUGUAGACGUUUAUGAAUAAAAUAGUUUUAUACAAA
Messenger RNA from Anoplophora glabripennis (Asian longhorned beetle), 3079 nucleotides. RefSeq lists its product as uncharacterized. Gene Ontology annotation, cellular component: extracellular region. The transcript is spliced from 17 exons. The record is from RefSeq and is a predicted model, not a curated record. The coding region runs from base 40 to 2658 and encodes 872 amino acids. NCBI's taxonomy places the organism in Eukaryota, Metazoa, Arthropoda, Insecta, Coleoptera, Cerambycidae. Gene Ontology annotation, molecular function: chitin binding.